Messenger RNA from Leopardus geoffroyi (Geoffroy's cat), 2836 nucleotides. Its product is annotated as inactive serine/threonine-protein kinase TEX14-like. Bases 723 to 2747 code for a protein of 674 amino acids. Gene Ontology annotation, molecular function: protein binding; ATP binding; protein kinase activity. Gene Ontology annotation, cellular component: midbody; kinetochore; intercellular bridge. The transcript is spliced from 15 exons. Gene Ontology annotation, biological process: mitotic sister chromatid separation; protein phosphorylation; mitotic spindle assembly checkpoint signaling. The record is from RefSeq and is a predicted model, not a curated record. Lineage: Eukaryota; Metazoa; Chordata; Mammalia; Carnivora; Felidae.
CAAGACCCCUGGGCUGGGCCCUCGGCCCCCAAACCUUCCUAGAGCUUACUGGGCCCUCAGCUCUUGGCCAGACCCGCCCCCGGGCCGCCCUCUCCCUCCUUCCCAUCCUUGGUGGCCCGCAGACCCUACCCUUUAUCAGACUCUGGCUCCCAGCCCACAGGCACAGGCCUCAGAUCCGCUUCUUCCUCAGUCCCUUCCCCCAGCGCGGAGAUCCCAACCCAGCACCCAGAGGUUUCCCUGAACCUCAGUCCACAUCCCCGGACCUCAGACCUUCUCCCAGCCCGCAGACCCUGCCCUCAGACUGUCUUCCUCCCUUCGAUCCCCUUGCAUAGCCUGGAGACCCUGCCCCUUCUCAGGUCCCAACCCUCAGGCCCCUCUUCCUCCAGACCCUUUUCCUAACCCCCUAGAUUCCUUUCCUACGCUCAGAUCCUAUCCCUGGAGGUCCUUACACCUCCCUGAGAUGGAGCGCCCAGCCCUCAGACUCCCUUAGACCCCAUACCUGCUGGUUGUAGCUCCCAGAGCCCACCCCUUUGCUCCUUCAAACGCCUAACAACAAAUCAGACCCCUCCUGACUCCCCUGCCUUUCUCACACUGCCCUCCAGGACUCCCAGCCGGUUCUGUUUUUAUUGCCCCCAGAGGUCCUGUCUUCACUUUCUCCUGCCCUCAUGAGACCCCCCCUAGGUGAUCCCCACCCAGGAGCUGACUGAGUCCGGAGCCCACAGAUGCCCUCCCCGCGCUCUCGAUUCCCCGUGGAGCUGGGCUCUGUUAGGGAUCCAGAAGCCCAGGUGGGACAACUGCAUCGCCUGGCUGUAGCUGGGGGCCCAGGCUGGGGCCUCACCCGGCUCCUGCGCAGAGUUGUCCAGGUCGAUGGUGAGAACUCUGCUGGGCAGACGGGGCUCUUCCUUUCGGCGCUGCUGGGCCACAGCUCUGUCGUGCAGCUCCUGCUGUCCUUCGGCGCCAACCCUAACCACCGCUGCCUCGAUGGCAGCACGCCUGUGCACGCAGGUGCCUUCUCGGGCCGCCGCCCGGUGGUGCUGCACCUGUUGCGGGCAGGGGGUGACCUGCGUCUACGUGACCAGCAGGGUCGCACGCCUCGGGACUGGGCAGAGCAGGGUGGUGCCAGGCAGAGCCGGGAGGUGCUGGAGCUGCUAGAGCUAUGCCGAGCCCGCGUAGCAGCACUGGUGCAUGGCGGUGCGUUGGCAGCCAGUGCGUCCCUGGGCCAGCUGCAGGCCAGCUCUGACCACCACCUGUGUGGCUCCCUGUGGUUGCCGCGGCUGCUGCGUGCGGACGGGGCACCGAGGCAGGAGCAGACCAGAAGACCCCCCCAAAUCCCAGCCUUGGGGUUUGGCCAGCUGAGCAGCCUGUGGCCACUGGGGCUGCUGACGGGCAUACCCCUCGCGGACCCCAAGGAGCUGCUGCCAGCCCAGGGCGAGCCCGACCGCACCUACGAGAGCAGCUCCCGCACCCUCAUGGCCAACCUCCUGUGGAGGGGCCACCCUGUGACAGCUCGGCAGCUGAAGGUACCGGGAACUCAGCCUGAUGUGCUGUUGGCCGACCUUCAACACUGCAGCACCCUGCACCACCCCAACAUGUUGCUGCUGAUGGCACUGAGCCCCUCGGCGGACCUGUCAGGACUGUGCCUCCUCUUCGAACCCGUGUGGCUGGGCUCCCUGCACGUGGUGCUGCACCCACGGGGACCGAGUCAGGGAGGGCCCCGCACUGUGCCAGGCCUGCCGCCCGGCCACCUGCUGCUGCAGGUGCUGGAGGCCCUGCUGUUCCUGCAGGCCCGCUGGCGUGCUCAUGGCGGCCUUAGCUCUCAUGCCGUGCAGCUGGUACGGCCAGGCCUGGCCAAGGUGGGCAGCCUGGAGCACGGGCGCCCACUGCACCGAUGCUGGCCGCCGCCCAGGCCACAGCAGGGCUACCCCCGGGGAGGCCCAGGCCCAGGGCUACCCCCGCCUCCUGAACUGUACCCAUGGCUGCCACUUGAGCUCAUCUGCGGUGACGUGCCUGCCGCCACCUCAGAUCUCUACAGCUUCUGCAUCCUGGCCCAGGAGGUCUUCACCAGAGAGCUGCCCUGGGCUGGGAGAAAGGGGCCUGAGGUGAAGGCUAAAUUGGAGGCAGGUGAGAGCCCGGCCCUGGAUCCCCUGGUACCAGCCCCCUACCAGGCCCUGGUUCAGGCUGGGCUGGGCCUAGGGCCCGCUGACCGCUGGGGCAGCCUGCAGAGUACUCGAUACCUGCUGCGGGAGGCCAUGGCCCAGGACUCCACUCCUGAGGUGAGCUCCCGGAAGCAUUGGCCCACACGGUACCUUCCAUCCCAGGGUUCCCCACCAGAGACACUGUACUGUGAGGUGGCUCCCAGAGCCAAGACUAUACCCAGGCCUGUGCCCCCUGUGAUGCCCCUAGGCCCCUCCCCAUGCCAGGCCCCGGAGACUCCUGAGACCCCAGGCCACAGCAGAGUCCAGAGGGGCACAGCCUGGGACUCAGGCAGCAGCUUGACUCUAGGCAGCCUGAGCCCCAGCCCCAGCUUCUACCCAGGCUUCAGCCCCGCAGCCAGGGUCAGCCUGCACCGCUGCCUGGAGCCCAGCUCAACAGUGCCCAGUCCCGAGCUGAUCAAAGGAGAUCUCUUCUCCAGCCUGCAGAAGAUGGACCUGCUGGAGGAGGUCAUAGCAGAGCUGCAAGGUGGAUGCCAACUCGGAGACAAGCCCAGCCUCGACCCCACUCCUGACAGAUUCUUAGGGUGCCCAUGACUGCCUCCCUGAAGAUAUCACUGCUCAGAGCCUCCCAGGAGUGACUCCCCAUUCAGCACUUGCUGAAAUGAUAAAGUGAUAAAGCAGCC